Messenger RNA from Ictidomys tridecemlineatus (thirteen-lined ground squirrel), 5192 nucleotides. RefSeq names its product adenosine monophosphate deaminase 3 (gene Ampd3). Gene Ontology annotation, molecular function: AMP deaminase activity. Gene Ontology annotation, cellular component: cytosol. NCBI's taxonomy places the organism in Eukaryota, Metazoa, Chordata, Mammalia, Rodentia, Sciuridae. Gene Ontology annotation, biological process: AMP metabolic process; IMP salvage. The record is from RefSeq and is a predicted model, not a curated record.
GCCAUAGAAGAAACCCCUUGGGGAGAUGGGCCUGUCUCCAGGUCAGGCCUGAAGUGGGUUUCAAAGCGGAAGCUGCAGGGGGUGAUGGUAUCUCACUGCUCCUCGGCUUUCAGGAGGAUCUGGGCGUUAGAGAGAGGCGGUGGCUUAUCUUCUGUGGUUGCUCAGGACGGCUGAAUGUGCUGCUGUGGGUAGUGGCUGCUUUAUUUUCUUCUGUGGAGGACUGGGAGCUGGGCCAGGAGACCACAUUCAUACUACAAGCUUGGAUAACCGGCGUUACCUGGGGCCUUUAGGGCUCUUGAAAUUUUCCACUCGCAUUUUGUAUUCACGGGAGAAUUUCCAGCCCAGACUUUUCCUGCUCACAGAUAUGCAAAGCAGAGACCUCCCACCCCAGCAGCGGCAGGCAGGACCCAGCUAGCUGCUCUUACACUGACUCAGCGCAGCCUCCAGGGCAGCACUAGCACCUGGCCGGAGGACAUCGUUGCCUGUGUGAUCCCCAGGAUCAGUCAUGGAGUCUCCAGAGCCGGGCUCAGCCGAGAUGCCGCGACAAUUCCCCAAGCUGAACAUCUCUGAAGUGGACGAGCAAGUCCGACUGCUGGCUGAGAAGGUGUUUGCUAAAGUGCUACGAGAAGAGGACAGUAAAGAUGCCCUGUCCCUCUUCACUGUCCCUGAGGACUGCCCCAUUGGCCAGAAGGAAGCCAAGGAGAGGGAACUACAGAAGGAGCUGGCGGAGCAGAAGUCUGUGGAGACUGCAAAAAGAAAGAAAAGUUUCAAGAUGAUCCGUUCCCAGUCCCUGUCUCUGCAAAUGCCGACACAGCAAGACUGGAAAGGCCCCCCAGUGACCAGUCCAGCCAUGUCUCCUGCAACCCCCGCACCCCCUGGAGCCACUUCCCAGCCCACACCAGUACCCUACGCCAUGCCUGAGUACCAGCGGGUCACCAUCAGUGGAGAUUACUGUGCUGGGAUCACUGUGGAGGACUACGAGCAGGCCGCCAAGAGCCUGGCCAAGGCCCUGAUGAUCCGGGAGAAGUAUGCACGGCUUGCCUAUCACCGCUUCCCGCGGACCACAGCCCAGUACCUAGGUCAUCGGCGGGCCAACACGGCACUCCUGGAGGAAGGUCUCCCAGAAUUCCACCCUCCCCCGCAGCCCGGGGAAGACCCUUACUGCCUGGAUGAUGCACCCCCCAAUCUGGGCUACCUGGUUUGCAUGCAGGGGGGCAUCCUCUUCGUGUAUGAUAACAAAAAGAUGCUGGAGCGCCAGGAGCCCCACAGCCUGCCCUACCCUGACCUGGAGACCUACACGGUGGACAUGAGCCACAUCCUGGCUCUCAUCACUGACGGCCCCACGAAAACCUAUUGUCACCGGCGACUGAACUUUCUGGAAUCCAAGUUCAGCCUUCACGAGAUGUUAAAUGAAAUGUCCGAGUUCAAAGAGUUGAAGAGUAACCCCCAUCGAGACUUCUAUAACGUGAGAAAGGUGGACACGCACAUCCACGCAGCGGCCUGCAUGAACCAGAAGCACUUGCUCCGCUUCAUCAAGCACACGUACCAGACGGAGCCUGACAGGACUGUGGCUGAGAAGCUGGGCCGGAAGAUCACCCUGCGGCAGGUGUUCGACAGCCUGCACAUGGACCCCUACGACCUCACUGUGGAUUCGCUGGAUGUCCAUGCUGGCCGACAGACAUUCCAUCGUUUUGACAAGUUCAACUCCAAAUACAACCCUGUGGGGGCCAGUGAGCUUCGCGACCUGUAUUUAAAAACUGAAAACUACCUGGGAGGAGAGUACUUUGCCAGGAUGGUCAAGGAGGUGGCCCGGGAGCUGGAGGAGAGUAAGUACCAGUACUCGGAGCCACGGCUCUCCAUCUAUGGCCGCAGUCCUGAGGAGUGGCCCAACCUGGCCCGCUGGUUCAUCCAGCACAAGGUCUACUCACCCAACAUGCGCUGGAUCAUCCAGGUGCCCCGGAUCUAUGAUAUAUUUAGGUCAAAGAAGCUGCUGCCAAACUUUGGAAAGAUGCUGGAGAAUAUCUUCCUGCCCCUUUUUAAGGCCACAAUCAACCCCCAAGAUCAUCGGGAGCUUCACCUCUUCCUCAAAUAUGUGACAGGGUUUGACAGUGUGGAUGAUGAGUCCAAGCAUAGCGACCACAUGUUCUCAGACAAGAGCCCCAGCCCAGACAUUUGGACCAGCGAGCAGAACCCGCCCUACAGCUACUACCUGUACUAUAUGUAUGCCAACAUCAUGGUGCUCAACAACCUCCGCAGGGAACGAGGCCUGAGCACAUUUCUGUUCCGGCCUCACUGUGGGGAGGCUGGCUCCAUCACCCACCUGGUGUCUGCCUUUCUAACUGCUGACAACAUUUCCCAUGGGCUGCUCCUCAAGAAGAGUCCGGUAUUGCAGUAUCUCUACUACCUUGCUCAGAUCCCCAUUGCUAUGUCCCCUCUUAGCAACAACAGCCUUUUCCUAGAAUAUUCCAAGAAUCCUCUGCGGGAAUUCCUGCACAAGGGACUGCACAUCUCUCUCUCCACUGAUGACCCCAUGCAGUUCCACUACACAAAGGAAGCACUGAUGGAGGAAUAUGCCAUUGCAGCCCAAGUGUGGAAGCUGAGCACGUGUGACCUGUGUGAGAUCGCCAGGAACAGUGUGCUGCAGAGUGGCCUCUCACAUCAGGAAAAGCAAAAGUUUUUGGGACAAAAUUAUUACAAAGAAGGACCUGAGGGAAACGAUAUUCGAAAGACAAAUGUUGCUCAGAUCCGGAUGGCGUUCCGAUAUGAGACCUUAUGCAAUGAGCUCAGCUUCCUGUCUGAUGCCAUGAAAUCAGAAGAGUUCACAGCCCUGACCAAAUAGGUCUGCACUCGACACGCACCUUAACCUUUUAGUUUAAUUUUAAGUCAGCUAUGGCUAACAGUGGUCAAGAUACCAAAUUAGGGUUUUCCUCUGUGAAGAGGAUGUGUCUGAAGAAAUUUUAAACUUGUGAUUUUGGUUGCCCUGUUCAUUUUAUGAUCAGACAUGCCCACUUCUGUUAGUAUUUCUGAGUAAGAAAUGGCAGCUUUUCCUCGGGCACCUGGGAGCUGGCACUAGUCUGUACUUGUUCCUAAUUUUCCACAUAUUUCUCUUGUACCUGCUGAGGCUAAAGAGUUAGGGCCAGGAUUAUCCAUGGUCAAAUGCCAAGUGACAUGAGGCCUGUGUGGUUUUCUGCCACUUUUCUCUGCAGGCCUUGCAGGCUAAUUGGUAGCUGUUCAUUUCAGCCUUUGGCUAGCUGGUUGCCUUACACAAAAUCACUUUAAAGCUCCCUUUCAUAAAGGGGCUACUUUGAGAGGAAUAGAAGAGAUUCCCUUCUUUUUUUUUUUUAUGAAUUUCUUAACCUGUUUUAUUUAGCUCUUCUUUCUAACUUAUAAAACCAAAUUUGCUCAUUAACAUGGGCACUCCUAUUCUGUUUUGGUUUCCUCGUCUGGAAAGUGUUUACAAAUGUGUUCUGUGAAUCCCCCCCCCCCCAAGAACAAUUCCACGGGUGGGGAGGAAAUGGGGCAAGUGAGGCUCUGGGGGCUGUCAAAGUGACUCUGCUUUCAUCAGUCUUCCACUGGGGCUACUACAUAUUUUCAUUUGAAAACUAAAAACUUUAAAAAAUACAGAACCAAAUGAUCUCUGUUCCUUUUGGUUUUAAUAUCCUAUGAUUGUAGCCCAAUUAUUAUUUUAUCGAUGAAGAGUUAGGCCACAGAAGUGAAAUUUGUUUGCUCAGGGUCACACAGCUAAUAAGACAACUAGAGCUAGGUUUCCUUAUUUCCAAUCCAGUCCUUCCUCUGCUAUUCCAUUAGACUGAACAAAUGACUUUUUCUUUUUAAACCACUGUAACCUGGUACAUUUUUUUCAAAGACAAAAUUUCCCCCUUACCUGAUAUGAAGACUUCUUCAGAAGAUGAGUGGUCCCAGGUAGAAAGCAUUUCUAUAACUAAUCUGGAGUUAAACUUUGUUAAUGAAUUCCUCAUCUGUUACUAGUGCCUAGUACAUUGUAGGUGCUCAAUAAAUGCACAUGGAAUAAAUGGAUGAAUUUCUCUUUUUGCAACUUUUUAAGGACCUGGGCUCUGAGCACUCAACAAAGUACUCAAAACUAGAAGAACCCUGUUUUUGUGUGGGAACAUGCGUAUUGACUUUAGAUUGUCUUGUCCUGUGACUUUAUAAUGCCUGCCCCUCCAGUGGUCAACAUAGCAUAUGAAACUAUAAAUGUAAUCUUUUUAUUAGGCAAACAUAUGUGCUCUCUUAUAUAGCUAAUUAUGAAACUGAAUAAAAACCUGUCAUUAUCUUAGAAAUUAUUUUUUAAAAGUCUCCAUUUGUAUACAUUCACCCUAACAUAGCAAGUACUGUACAGUUUUUCAUUGUAAUUUUAUCUGUAUCAAGUAUUUUUUUAAUUAUUAAAUAAAAGUAUGUUAGGACUGUGAUUCAAUAAUUUAAAACUAUCUCAAAUUAAUAUUUACAUCAAAUGUUUUUUUUGAGAUUGGGCAUAAUGAAAAGCUAUCAAUAACAGUUUAUUUUUUACUAAGACUGAGACAUGGAUGACAUUCACUAGAAAAAUUCAAAUUAUUCAAACUGAAGUUCAUUAGACCUUAGAAGGUAAAUCUUUGCUAUCUUUUUCCUCUAACUUCUGCCUUAUUAGGGGCUUAUCAGCAAAGUUCCUCUCCCUGGAUAUUACAUUAGUCUGCUCAGCCAAUGUGUGUUGGUUCUACUGUCCUGCAAUCUUUCCAGGCAUGUAUCUUCUGGAGCACUUUAUGCUCUGACUACACUGUUGUACUUGAUUGGUCUUUUUGGAGGUAAAUUCUUUCUUUCCAUUGUGUUCACAGUUGGAAUCAAAGGCAAUUGUACACUGGUUUCUAAAAGAAUAGUUUUGAGGCAGUGUUAAUUAGUGUGUUUUCCGUGUAACUUCGAGUUGUAUGACUGAAACAGUCAACAUCAUUACUCUUUGCCUCAUGCACACAAAUCUCAGCUCCUGGGAUGGUAUUUAUCAAGGCCCAUUCCUGGCUUUUACUUUCUCUUAGAUUAAACAGAGCUGAAAGCACAUCCCUCCAGCUAUCUCUUUACUUGUUUCUGAGUACUGUGCUAGUAAAACUAUAUUAGUGGUGCACCUGAAUGUUCUAUCCCUGAACCAUGGCUGUUAUAAAGAACAAGUGUAAUUAACUCCAAUAAAAGGCACACAAAUCAUAGAUAAA